Adineta steineri is the source of this 438-nucleotide messenger RNA. Lineage: Eukaryota; Metazoa; Rotifera; Eurotatoria; Adinetida; Adinetidae. The record is from the annotation of a GenBank genome assembly.
AUGGAUCUAGUUUUCAAAAAAAUAAAAACAUUACGUGGUACUUCAACUACAGUUAUAUCUGAAUUAUCAAAUGAUCAUGAUGAUAAUGAUUCUUUAUCUUUUUAUUUACUUCAUCCAUCUAUAAUGGAUUCUUCUUUACAUCCAUUUCUAGUUUUAUUACCAGGUAUUGACACAACAUUUCUUCCAGUACGUAUCCAAAAAUUUAUUUAUUCAAGUAAAAUUAAAACAAAAAUGAAUCAAUCAACAAAUGUCGAAGUACGUGUACUCUGUCAUGAUAAUAUAUGUGGUAUAGGUCAAGAAGAAAUAUAUAAUCUUGAUUUAUGGAUAUUUCCAAUGGGUAAUAAAAUAGAAGAACCAAUAUUUACAUUAGAAGGUGUUGAUAUUCAACAAAUUCAACGUAUACAAUCUGGUCGAUGGGUGAAUGGAAAAAACAAUUGA